CGGGCGGGGACGCGCGGGGGCGGGCGCUGGGGAAAGUUUGUCUCUGUGGUUGGCUGCGCCGCGCGGCGCGGCCGGUCGGGGCGGGCGGGCGGCUCCGUGUGCUCGCAGGGCAGCGGGGAGGCGAGCGGCCGGCCGAGGAUCGUGCUGCCGCCGCCGAUCCCCGGGCGAGGUCGAGCGUGUGCGCCGGCCAUUCCCCCGCCUCCUCGCGUAGGGAGAGGCACCCGCGCAGCCCUGCCAGUAUGGGGCACCGCGGGGAGAGGGCGUCCCGCCUGCCUCUCCUUCUCCUCCUGCUGCUGCUGCUCGCUUUGUGCAGAGGGCGUGUUGUGAGGGUGCCCAAAGGUCCUCUUAUUCGAGUUGUGGGCACGGAGGUGGUGAUCCCUUGCAGUGUUAGUGACUACGAUGGACCUAGUGAACAGAACUUUGACUGGGAGUUCUCCCGGGAGACUGACUUCGUGCGGAUAGUGAGUACCUGGGAUUCUACAUUCACCUCUGAGGAAUACCAAAAACGCGUGGGCCACGGGGAUAUCAAACUGAGACGGAGCAGCAACGAUGCUGUGGAACUUGUGAUUAGAAACAUCCAGCCAACUGACCAAGGGAGAUACAAAUGCUCCACGCCCAGCACUGAUGCCACCGUUCAGGGAAAUUAUGAUGCAGAGGUCCAAGUGAAAGUGAUUUCCGAUGGCUUAUCAGUGAGUGGUUCAAAAGCACGCUCCUCAAUGCCUCUCAGACUGUCUGAGGGUGACUCCUUCAAGUUGCGCUGCUCAGCAAUUACCACCUCACCAGAGCACACUCACCUGCAUGUGACUUGGCAGAUCAAAAGUGGAUCGACUUGGCAGGACAUCCUAUCUUUGACUCAUGAGGGCAAAUUCCAGCCAGGUCCUGGCUAUGAAGAGCGCUACAGUAAUGGAGAGAUCCGCUUGGACACAGGAGCGAAUGACACAUACCGGUUAUCUGUACCCCAGGCCUCGUCGGUGGAUGGGGGUGCCUACAGGUGUCUUGUGAGCGAGUGGGUGAGAGGGGCAGAUAGCUCAUGGCAGAAGAUUCAGGAGAAGAGCGUGGAGGUAGCAAGUGUGGCAAUCCAGCAGACUGCUCUAGAUGUGGUCAUCUCAACAAGCAAUGUGUCUGUGACUGAAAGAGACUCCCUGGAUCUUACAUGCAACAUCACAACAGACAGGAGUGGUAUUUUCCAACCGGAGGUCAUAUGGUAUUUUUCUGCAUCACCUGAUGACACCUUGUCAGAUGCUCAGGUUUUGCUGAGCAUGGACCUUGAUUCUGUUGUCAGCGAUUCAACUCUCAUCAGCCUGAGCCAUGUAGAUAAGAACUCUUAUCGCCUGUUGGUGCGUGAUGUGGAUGUGGAAGACUCUGGCUACUACUUCUGCCAAGCAGCUGUCUGGGUACCACUGCACUACGGGAGCUGGCAUAAGGUGGUGGAGAGGACAUCUGCACCAGUCUCUGUGGUGGUGACAGCAUUAGAGCCAGACUAUGAGGUGUUUCUGAAUGCCUCUCAAACACCCAAGUUUUCAGAUGACCCCACAGAGCUCAACUGCAGGAUCACAAAUGCACAGGACACUGAAGCAAACAUCCGCUUCACAGUUUCCUGGUACUACAGGCAGCGCCUGCCCAGUGAUGAUGUGGUGACAGAAGAACUCCUGGCCACAAUGGAUGCAGACUGGACUCUGCUGCUUGGGGACAGGAGCAGAGAGCGGACUCAGAAUGGGGAAAUAAUCUUCUCUAAAAGGGCUGUUGACACCUUCAGUUUACGAAUCCAGUGGACUUCAGAAAGUGACAGAGGAGAUUAUUUCUGUGUCAUCUCUGCGUGGACUAGGCACCGCAACAACAGCUGGGUAAAGAGCAAAGAUGUGACUUCUGCAUCUGUCAGCAUUUUCUGGGCUACACAAGAUUACACGCUUACAGUGGAGGCGGUGAAAUUGAAGCCAUUCUUUGUAGCAGGCCACACCUUUGAGAUGACAUGCAAAGUGUCUUCAAAAAACAUCAAGACGCCACGCUAUUCUGUCCUAAUUACAGCUGAGAAGCCACUAACAGAUCAGUCAAAUCCCAAUGGAACCACUCGCAUAAUCUCCUUGAACCAGGAUUCAGUAGUGCGACUGGAAGACUGGACGGACCAGACUCGUGUGGAUGGUGUUGUUCUGGAGAAGGUCCAGGAGAAUGAGUUCCGCUACAGGAUGUAUCAGACCCAGAUUUCUGAUGCUGGGCUGUAUCGCUGUGUGGUGACUGCCUGGUCUCCAGGUGGCGGUGGCAUGUGGCGUGAAGCAGUGAACGGCUUAUCCAACCCUAUCCAGAUAGACUUCCAGACAUCAGGUCCUGUGUUUAAUGUCUCGGUGCAUUCUGACAACCCAACAAUUUACCAGGGUGAACUGGCAGAUCUGCUGUGUAUCAUCACAACGGAAGGAAUGACACUUGAGCCAGACGAUAUGUCCUUUGAUGUCUCCUGGUUUGCUGUGCGCUCCUUUGCAUUGGACAGAGAGCCCGUCUUGCUGGCCUCACUGGACCGGAGAGGGAUUGUCACGCAGAGCAGGAGAAAUGGGAGCAGUGAUCUCAGCCUGGAGAGAAUCAGCCCACUGGAAUUCCAGCUCCGCGUGCAUGGCUGUGAGGACCACGACUUUGGGAACCACUACUGCAUAGUGACCCCAUGGGUGCGAUCUGCCACUGGUGUGUGGCAGCGGGAGCCAGACAUCAAAGCUAAACCCAUCUUUCUCUCUGUGAAAAUGGAUGUUCUGAAUGCUUUCAAGUAUCCCCUGUUGAUUGGCAUUGGUCUGGCCACUGUCAUUGGACUCUUAUCCUGCCUCAUUGGCUACUGCAGCUCCCGUUGGUGCUGCAAGAAGGAAGUGCAGGAAACAAGACGAGAGCGUCGCCGGCUAAUGUCGAUGGAGAUGGACUGAGUGUGGAGCCAGAUACACUUGCAUUUCAGGAGACUCACAGGGCUCUUGGACUGUGCUGAGACACUCGCUCACAGACCCAGACAAGACAGUGCGUUUCCCCUCUGAUUUCAGCCUGGACCUCAAGCUUCUCCUUGUUACAUGUCAUGUCCUGAGAGCGUUCAGGCCGUAUUUAGCAACUUGGAGUUCUACUUUUCCAGCAGCACUUUCUGCAUAGGGAUCAUGUCCUUUUAAUGUGCAAACUGUUGAGCAUUCUUUCAGCAGGGCCCUGCGGCAAAAUUCACUAAGGUUUUUUUGGGGGUGGUUGGAGGGGAGGGGGGUCCCCCUCCUGGUUUUUUAAAAAUAUCCCUGUUUGAAAGCAUGAUGGGCAGGGUGAUGGGUGGGCAAGGGACUGGUAGAAGUGUUAGACUUUCAUUGUAUUAACCAAUCUACUUGUCCCCUCUACCCCCAUCACGCCAUCCUGCUCCCUUUCUCUGUCCACCUCAGUAUCUCACAGACUUCUCUGUGUUGGACUGAAGGCUGGGGAAGGUUCCUCUGCUGGUGCCUCGUGAGACUAUUCCAGAAAAGGAUUGGUUUAUGGUUGUCAGCAUGCCUUCUCUUCCUUGGCUUUCAAAAGGUUUGCAGUUAACCCCAAAACAGAACUUGUCUGGGUGUCUUUGAGACACUUUUUAAAAACUUCUUUUUAUUUUCUUUUCAGUGCUCAAAGCUCUUAGCUGUGGUGAAUAGGGGCUAACUUGGCAACCCUGAGUAGUCAAUCCUCAGGCAAGCAUUUGUUGAAUGUCUGCUUAUGGCCACCUUCUCCCCCACCCUUCCAUCUUCUUUUCUCCCCACUACAGCUGCUCACAUUGUGCCUGAGAUCCUGUUCUGCUUGUGGCAGGGGGCACAUGGUGUCCAGGGGCAAGGCCCAGCCUUCUGCUGGCCUUGGCAGAGAGGUGGGGGACCUUGCUCCACUGGUGAUGGUGUGACCUGGGCGAGGGGGGAAAUGAGGUGGAUCUUUGUAUGCAGUUGGCCAAUUGAUCAUGUUUAGAGAAGACUUGCAAACUGUGUAUUACCAAAUGCACAGGCCAGACUCCAAUGCUGCUUCUGCCAGUCACUCAGUGAUAACCCUUGAAUGUGUGAGCAGAGUCUGAUAUCUGCAGUAGCUGAAGUGCAGCUCAGGGUAGGAACAGGAGCAAGUCCAAGAGGGCAGCAAGAAUCCUUCAGGUUCCAGUGAUUCUGGUCCUGUGCAUGGGCCUACACCAGGGCUUUCCCCAUGGGUUUGAGACCUAUUCUUAGGUGCUAUAGUAUAGAAGUCCUGCUUUGGUCUUCCACAUACACUGACCUGGCUCCUGAAUGGGAGCAGCUCCUUCUCCAGGCAGUUCUGUCUUCCCAGCACAGCUGGUGUUUUAAGCAAUAAAAGUCAGAAUUAAGGAUACUGUGUAUAAACAAACAAGGAAGUAAGACUGUACUGCAACCUGACAUCAUGGCCAGGGUUUGGCUUGCAUCAAGAAGGGUGAGAAACAUAGAGCCGAGGCCAGGGCUCAAUCCUUUCCAGAUUUUUUUAAGAUAAAAGAAGCUAAAGGAAAGCGCAUCCAUGGAAGGUAGCGGCUGUGGUGUGCUGUUGCCAAUCUAGGCAUUUGUUAUGUAUUUGGUCUGCUUCAUUAAUAGCUCAUCCCACUGCAUAUUCCAGGGGAGCUGCAGGUCUAGUAUUUGUGCUAUGAAGGCUUCAUGUUGCAUUAGUGUUUGUGGAACCUUGCACUCAACACUAUCGCUAUUCCAAAAUCAGGAUUGUUUUUGUAGUAAAUUUUCUUUGCAUGUUUUUUUUUUUCUUUUCCUGUCUUCCAGUGUGACCUUUGUUCUGAGGCUGACAUGAGGAUUUUUUCUAGAAGGCUGCUCUGCUUCCUGCAUGUGAACAUACAUGCAGUCACAUAUGUAUACAAACAUAUGCAUAGAGAUGUCCAAUGAUUUUUGGAAGCUGAAUAUGAGACAUCUUCAAAAUGGACUUGAUUUGCAGAGCUGGGCCUUGCAACUUGUUAUUUGACUCUAAGACAUUUCCUGUAGUGUUCCAAAACUGGGACACCUGAAACCUAUACACCUCUGGAAGACUUCGUCCUGAACAUUUGUAGCAGCUUUUCUUUCUGACCUAAUGUGUUCCUUUCUGGAAGAGCUCUGAAAAGGCCUAUGUUGCAGGCAGAUGUGACUGCCUCUUCUGAGGAACAGGGCAGUAGCAGUCUCUAGCUUCUGCUGUGAAAGCCCAGAAAUUUAUAGCGAUGCUUUCCAAAGGAAGGGAGUUGAGGAAGGGACUCACUCAGAUAUUACUUGGACAGCAAGAAUUUUUCUUCCUCUUCUGUCUGCCGUAGUGAAACCUUGCUUUUUCUUUGGAUGUUAUGAAACACCUUUCUGAUGUUUGGGGUGCUGGCUGUCCUUCCCACACUGAUCUAGCAGCUUCUUUCCUGCAUUAACAUCCGCUUUCUUCAAGGAAGGCCUGUGGCAUUGGGGCAUCUUGGGAGGGGGUGGUAGCGGUGGUGAAGUUUGAAGCACAGCAUCAGUCACUUUCUGUCCUUGCAGACUGACUCCUUGUUUAUGUGCUCUUGGUUAAGUUUUAGGGAGAGAGGAUCAUGACUGUAAUGCAAUAAAUAGGGAAUGAAUGAGCAGGGAACCGCCAGCUCUUCCCAAGCACACAAUAUAGCACACUUUCUCCCUGCUGGAAAAAAAACUCAGGGUUAUUUUGGUCAGAGCUCUCUGCUCUGGUGAAAGGUCCCCAUGUCCUUAGCUAAUGCUGACCUUCCUUCGUGGCCCAUAACAAACCAUCUUUGUCAUUCCAAGUGAAGCAAAUUUGCUGCUAGCUCAUACUGCUGCCAGCCCCUUGGAAGGCAAUGCUGCAUCCCCUUCCACCCUGUAUUUGCUGUAGUUGGAAGGCUAGAAGCUGAGGGGCUAGACUUACCCCCCAGGUUUCCUUCUACUGUGCCAAUUUUGUAUUAUCCCCUUUUUUUAAAAUAGAGUGGGAAUCUUAUCUCUAAUGGAAAAAAAAAAAAACCACCCUAGGUCUCUUUUCAUGUUUUUUAUUAUUAUUAUUUCCUCUGUGACCGGGGUUUGUGUGAGUGGAGGUGUGUGUGCAUCUGGUUGUGCAUUAAACCUGCUGCAGAGUAUCAGGAGAGUAAGCUGCCUGAGAUGCAGUGCAAGCAUCCAUAUGCUCCUUGUUGCAACCUGUGGUAUUGUCAAAGUAUCCUAAGGGCUCACGCUGAUCUUCCUCUGUUUGCAUUGCCACAUCUCCUGGUUAAGCUGGUGAAUUCCUCCAGGCACUUGCAAUUUGAUCCAGGACAAGCUUGAACAUCAAAUAGCAGAAGGGCAAGAUAUUUUCUUUUGUUUUAAUUUCAGAGUUACAAAAUAAAGUGUUUGGCACGAUUCUGGAAUGCAGGUACCGAAUAGUUCUAACAAUGCUGUGUAAAAUGUUUCUUUUUAUGUUUGAAAUAAAAAGCGAGCCUUUUUGAUUA
Phalacrocorax carbo (great cormorant) is the source of this 6370-nucleotide messenger RNA. The record is from RefSeq and is a predicted model, not a curated record. NCBI's taxonomy places the organism in Eukaryota, Metazoa, Chordata, Aves, Suliformes, Phalacrocoracidae.